Dendrobium catenatum is the source of this 2171-nucleotide messenger RNA. RefSeq names its product phosphoinositide phospholipase C 2. The transcript has 10 exons. Gene Ontology annotation, molecular function: phosphatidylinositol-4,5-bisphosphate phospholipase C activity. NCBI's taxonomy places the organism in Eukaryota, Viridiplantae, Streptophyta, Magnoliopsida, Asparagales, Orchidaceae. The coding region runs from base 515 to 1996 and encodes 493 amino acids. Gene Ontology annotation, biological process: phosphatidylinositol-mediated signaling; lipid metabolic process. The record is from RefSeq and is a predicted model, not a curated record.
GGCGGACCGGAUCAUAGAGAGGAUUAGGGAAAUGCGGCAUCGGCAUCAUCCGAUGAAAUUCUCUAGGCCGCAACUCUCGGUUGAUGAAUUUUUCCAUUAUUUGUUCUCCGGCGAGCUUAAUCCUGCCAUCCGAUCUCAGCGCCCCGAUGCUGUGUAUCCGAGCACCCCGACACUGCAUAGUUUGGUGAAAAAGAUAGAUUCAUCGGCACGACAAUGCUGCAAGGGGGGGCUGUGGUGCUCUAGACACUAGCGCUGCGGAACUUUCAUAUAGACAUGAGAAUUAAGAGCUGCAGAGCUCCAACUUGGCACCGCUGCUCUACAAGGCUUAGAUAGCAAUUUUUUUUUUUCGUUUUUCAUUAAAAGUUGCGUCACUUGGUGGUUGUUGUGUAUCUCUUUGUUUGUUCUUGUGUAAGAACGGUGCUAAAGAGAAGAGAGACAAGAAGAGAGUGGGAAAGAAGAAAUAGCUAUACUAUUCAUCCCAAUUUUCACAGUGGAUUUCUUGGUUCACCAAGAUAUGACGGCACCCUUAUCCCAUUAUUUCAUAUAUACUAGUCAUAAUUCAUACUUGAAAGGGAACCAACUCAGUAGCGACUCCAGUGAUGUUCCUAUAAUCAAAGCAUUGCAGCGAGGUGUUAGGGUAAUUGAACUGGAUAUGUGGCCAAAUUCCAAAAAGGAUGAUAUUGAUAUUGUCCAUGGAAGGACACUGACUUCUCCAGUACCACUCAUCAAAUGUUUGAGAUCUAUCAAAGAGCAUGCAUUCACGGCUUCUCCAUACCCAGUUGUAAUAACUCUAGAGGACCAUUUGACUUCAGAUCUGCAAGCUAAAGUGGCCGAGAUGGUCACUCAAACAUUUGGAGAUAUGCUUUAUUAUCCUAAAAGUGAAUCCAUGGAGGAACUCCCUUCUCCAGAAGCUCUAACAAGAAGAAUCAUUCUGUCAACGAAACCUCCAAAAGAGUACCUUGAAGCUAAGAGUCAAAAGGUCAAGGAGACUGGAUCUCAGAAAAGAAAGGAAACAGUUGAGGAAGAUUCAUGGGGAAAGGAGGUCACUGAUUUUACAGACGAACUCCAUUAUGAUAACAAGGAUGAGCAGGACCAAGAUGAUGAAGAUGGCGAUGAUGAUGGUGGUGCUGAUGAUGAUGAUAGCAAAUUUGGGCAGAGUGCAGCCCCGGAAUACAAAAAACUAAUUACCCUAAGGGCUGGCAAACCAAAGGGUCGUUUAGUCCAUGCACUUAGGGGGGACCCUGAUAAAGUUAGACGCCUUAGUUUGAGCGAGCAACAGCUUGAAAAGUUGGCAGCAUCCCAUGGAACUGAAAUAGUUAGGUUCACUCAGAAGAAUAUGCUCAGGAUAUAUCCUAAAGGUACACGUGUCACUUCCUCUAACUACAAUCCAAUGCUUGGAUGGAUGCAUGGUGCUCAAAUGGUUGCCCUUAAUAUGCAGGGAUAUGGAAGGUCAUUGUGGUUGAUGCAAGGAUUUUACAGAGCAAAUGGGGGUUGUGGAUAUGUAAAAAAGCCUGGUUUCUUGAUGAAAGGUGAACCAUAUGGUGAAGUAUUUGAUCCAAAAAGAAUCUUACCUGUGAAGAAAAUCUUAAAAGUAAAAGUAUACUUAGGUGAUGGAUGGCUCAAGGACUUUAAAGGGACCUACUUCGACAAUUAUUCCCCGCCUGACUUCUAUGCAAGGGUUGGUAUAGCUGGAGUACCAGCUGAUUGCAUAAUGAAGAAAACAAAGAUUAUAGAAGACGAAUGGGCUCCUGUUUGGGACGAAGAGUUCGUCUUUACAUUGACAGUGCCUGAACUCGCCUUGCUUCGAGUCGAGGUACACGAGUAUGACAUGUCUGAUAAGGAUGAUUUCGGAGGGCAGACUUGUCUGCCAGUGUUAGAAUUGAGGUCUGGAAUUCGUUGUCUGCCACUUUGUGAUCGCAAGGGAACCCAGUAUAAUUCUGUAAGGCUUCUUAUGGGGUUCAGCUUCUCUUCAGAAUCAGGUGCUCCUUACUAUUAGAAGAAUAAGGUGUUGUGUUUUUCUCUUCAAUAUGUUGAAUUACAUUGUUUUAAAAUAUUGUAGAAGGUUUUGGAUUGGGAAUAUUGUAUACUAAUAUUUGUACAUAUAUUACCUUUCAGGUGCUAAAGAUAUUACUAAUUUGAGCAUAUUGUUAGAUUUUUUUAAGAAGCUCAAA